Molecule: messenger RNA, 948 nt
Organism: Naumovozyma dairenensis CBS 421
Lineage: Eukaryota; Fungi; Ascomycota; Saccharomycetes; Saccharomycetales; Saccharomycetaceae
Gene: RTN1
Product: Rtn1p
Exons: 1
Coding region: 1-948 (315 amino acids)
Source: RefSeq, a predicted model, not a curated record
AUGUCUUCUAUUCAACAACAACAUCAACAACAAGAAACUGCUGCUUCUUCAAAGAGUCGUCAAUCAUGCGAUUGUGAUAUUUUACUAUGGAGAAACCCAAUUGAAUCUGGUAAACUUUUUGGUGGAUUAUUAGUAUCCCUUUUAGUAUUGAAGAAAGUUAAUUUAAUUACUUUCUUCUUAAGAGCCGCUUACACCAUCCUCUUAACCACAGGUUCUAUUGAAUUCAUCUCCAAAUUAUUCUUAGGUCAAGGUUUAAUCACUAAAUAUGGUAUCAAAGAAUGUCCAAACACCGUUGGGUUCUUGAAACCAAAGAUUGAUGAAAUCUUAAAACAAUUACCUGUCAAGCAAGCUAAGAUGAGAAAGUUAGUCUUUGCUUACUCUCCAAAGAAUACUUUCAAAGCUGCUAUUGUCUUAUUCCUAUUACAUAAAUUAUUCUCUUGGUUCUCUGUUUGGACUUUAUUAUUCGUCGGUGUCAUUUCUGCUUUCACUUUACCAAUCACUUACAAAAUUUAUCAAAAGGAAAUUGAUACUAUCUUAACCCAAUUAUGUCAAUUAUUGAAACAAAAAUCAAAUGAAUUAUCUAAAGUUGCUUGUGAAAAAUCUAAACCAUGUUUAGAAAAAUUAGAAAAGAAAUGCGCUCCAUUAUGUAACUUAAUUAGAAACAAAUUACCUGCUUCCACUUCUACUACCUCUAGUAUCACACCAAUGUCUACUACUGCUAAAUUAGCUUCUGAAGUCCCAAUUGAAAAGGAUAUUCCAAGUGCUACUACUACUACUGCUACUGGUACUACUUCUUCAUCUGAAUUCCCAACUGCUCCAAGAAAUGAACCAUCAUCAUCAUUAGGUACUUCUACCAAGGAAUUUGAUGUUGAUCAAUUGACAAAUGAAUUGAAGGAAAGUACUCAAACUUUGAAACAAGAAUUAGAAGAAAAUAGCAACAAGUUCUGA